UGAGGGUUUAUUUAACGUAGCUGUUGUCUGGAAUCAAUGUUUUCACAACCAGUUUAGUUCAGUUCAGGUAUUCCCGACUACCGCUAAGCCAAAUUUAAUAUUCAUGUACCAGUCUAGUAUAUAGAAAAUUCCAUAGUACGGGUUUUAAUGUCAGUUUUUGUUACUAAAUUAAUAAACAUACGCGAUGAUGUUUACAGGGAACAACAGGAGCAGAAUGUAACAAUGAGACCUUCUUACGAUGGCAGUCAGAGAAUGGGUCGACCUCGUUUCCAUAUUCCCAAGGAACAGCUGGAGCUCCUACUUGAACUCAGAUUUACUGAUGCUGAUAUUGCUAAUAUGAUUGGUGUUAGCAUUUCAGUCAUCAAACGUCGUUUAAGAGAAUAUGGUCUGGGUCGUCAAAAUCAGUAUACCACUUUAUCCAACGAGGACUUGGACACGCAUGUUCUCAGAUUGACACAUGGCAAUCCACUUCUGGGCCAACGGAAUGUGAAGGGAUUGCUUUCAUCUGAAGGACUGGUGGUGCAGCGCAGCAGAGUUGCAGAAUCCCUAACAAGGGUUGAUGGAGCAGCUGUGGCCAUGAGGUGGAGUAGAACGAUUCAGCGACGAUCAUACAGUGUGCCUGGGCCAAAUGCAUUGUGGCACAUUGAUGGCAACCACAAAUUUAUAAGGUGGGGCAUGGUCAUACAUGGUGGCAUAGAUGGAUUUAGCCGGUUGGUAGUGUUCCUAAGAAUGUCCACCAACAAUCGGGCAGAGACUGUCAUGGACUGCUUUACUGAGGCAACUGCAAAUUAUGGAAUACAUUCUCGUGUCAGAUGUGACCAUGGUGGAGAAAACAAGGAUGUAGCUUUGUUUAUGAACUCUCAUCAUGGUGAGUCAAGGGGAAGCUGCAUUACAGGGAAAUCAGUCCACAAUCAGCGCAUAGAGAGAUUCUGGCGUGACCUCUACACAGGGUGUUCUUUCCGUUUCAAGGACUUGUUUCACAAGCUAGAAGAAGAGGGAGUGUUGGAUUUGAACAGCGGUGUUCACUUGUGGAGUUUGCACUAUAUAUUUUUGCCACGAAUUAACAGAUCUCUGGACCAGUUUGUUCAGGGUUGGAACAACCACAGGCUGAGCAGUGAGCGUGGCAAAACUCCCAAUCAGUUGUUUGUGCAGGGGGUUAUCCAGAAUAGAGGAUCAAACCAAACUGGUGUCAGCGAAAUACUUCAUGAACCAGACAUGACAGAGUACUAUGGUGUGGAUUGGGAUGGUCCAGUUCCACAAGAAGAUGGAGAAGUUGAGGUGUCAGGAUUGCCUUGUCCAGUGAGUAAUGAACGCCUACUUCAGCUGAAGAGAACCAUUGAUCCUCUUGGACACUCAGAAGAUGGCUUCGGCGUUGAUUUGUACAGAAGAACUGUAGAUUUCUGCAACGAGAUAGUAGAAUAGAAAUAAUUAGGAGAGUUAUUAGUUUGUGAAUAUUAGUCUAUGCAUCACAGACUAUUAUUUGAAAUAUGUUUCACUUCCUUUAUCAGCUAAUGUGAACUGUAGUUGUAUUUCAUUGUCAGUUGUGCUUCACACUUUCCCUUAAACACCAUUUUCCCCUUUGGUUGGUAUAUAGAUCAUGACUGGCAUAAAACAUGUAUUGAUUUUCAGGUCAAUAGGUCGAAGGUCAAGGUCACAGUGACUCAAAACAGUAAAAUGGUUUCCGGAUGAUAACUCUAGAAUGCUAAGGCCUAGGAUCAUGAAACUUCAUAGGUGCAUUGAUGGUGACUGGCAGCUGAUUCCUAUUUAUUUUCAGGUCACUAGGUCAAAAGUCAAGGUCACAGUGACCUGAAGCAGUGAAAUGGCUUCUAACGCACUCACACAAUGACUACGUACAGCCCUGGGGGGCAUGCGUGUUUUACAAACAACCUUUGUUGAUACAUGUAAUGUAUUCAAUUAGUGAAUAUGUUUGGUUUAACACAUGAACAUAUUGGGUUAGUAUUAGGUUUGUCAAUCUGUUCGGUUAUGCAUGUACUAUACAUUUAUUAAAUGGAUAAAAAAAAAACACCUUAAGUACUAAAAACAAGAUUUGAAAUAUAAAAUAUGUUAUUAAGGGCAACAGAUAAGGGGUGAUAUUUGCAUAUAUGCUCAAAUAAAAAGUACAUUUUUUAGUGUAUGUAACUCUAUUCAAAUUCUUUACUUGUUUCUUCCCACUUCAAAUGAGAAUUUCUGUAUAAUAACAGGAUGUUGCAAAAAUAAAUUUGAUAUUACUGAAUUUAGCUUAAAUACUUGUCUCCUGCUUUAAAUGAAGAUACGUCGUUUCCUAUGGUAUUCAAUGUUGUUUUAUUCAAACAAAAUUUCCAGCUGGAUUUGAAUUUGUAUAUAAAUAUAUGUUGCAUAACAUGUUUCAUUGUGUCUUUCAGCGCAUCUAUCUGUUGAUAAAAAAUUAUGAGCUUAUGUCAUCACCUGAGCGUCUGCGUUUGUAAAGUUUUGUGUUUAGGUCCACUUUUCUCCUAAAGUUUCAAAGGUAUUGCAUUCAAACAUGGUACACUUACUUACUAUCAUGAGGGCACUAGGCAGCUAAAGCAUGAUAACUCUAGCUGGCAUUUUGACAGAAUAAUGACUUAUGUGCCCCUUUUAUACAUAGAAAAUUGAAUUUUGGUUUAGUUGUGUGUUUUGGUCCACUCUAUUCCUUAAGUAUCAAAGCUAUUGAUGUCAUACUUGCAAAACUUACUACCUAUCACAAGGGGACUGUGCAAGCAAAGUCAAGUAACUCUGAAACUCUGAAUAGCAUUUUGAUAGAAUUAUGACCCAUUUAUACUUAAAAUUGAUAAUUUGGUUAAGACUUCAAAGUCCUUCUUACUAUCAUGAGGGUACUGUACCUUGCAAGUUGAAUUUGACCUUUACAUUUGAAUAAACUUGGCCCAAACCAUCCCCUAUGCCCAACCACAGACCCCCCUCCCACCAAAAAAAAAAUAAAAUUGAAAGUUGUAUAGACCCCCC
Messenger RNA from Dreissena polymorpha, 2961 nucleotides. RefSeq lists its product as uncharacterized. Gene Ontology annotation, molecular function: nucleic acid binding. The transcript is spliced from 4 exons. Lineage: Eukaryota; Metazoa; Mollusca; Bivalvia; Myida; Dreissenidae. Gene Ontology annotation, biological process: DNA integration. The record is from RefSeq and is a predicted model, not a curated record. The coding region runs from base 148 to 1422 and encodes 424 amino acids.